AUGCAAAGGAGGAAAAGACUUCACACAGUUUUACAAAAUUAUUAUGUCACUAACUGGUUUUCAGUAAAACCGAAGGUUUUUCCCUCACCUCCCUUCAGUUUUAAGGGGAAGCUUCUCAUCAGUAAGAAAAACUUUUCCGUUUUUUCAAAGCUGGUAGAAUCGUCCUCCGCCUAUGGCAAUGACAAAGGUGUUGAUGUCACCAGGGGGGGUAUCCAGAGGGGUGAAACAGAAAAAGUUAUAACCCCAAAUGGGGGAGCACCUUUAGAUGGCGCUAAUGCACAGACGCACGAACCCCCUUCGCAACUGUGUGAAAAUACCCAAUGUGGUCACACGUCUGACGUGAAGGUGAACCAAGAACUUACUAACGGUCUUGCUGGGGGGAUAUGUAGCCCCGUAGGGGGGGUGCUGCACAUAGGCCCCAAUGUACACUCAGGAGUUAUUGCUAAGGUGGGAGAACUUGCCCCGAAGACAGCUCCCAUGGAAGGAAGCGAUAAGAGCACUAAGGACAGUGUAACUGGAAAAAAAAAAACAAAAACAAAGAAAAAAAAUGCACCAAAGGAAAAGGGUGAAAAGGGGAGGAAAAAAAAAAAAAAAAAAAAAAAUCAAAAUGGAAAGCAAAAUGAAAAGCAAAAACAAAGGAAGAAGAAAAAAGAAAACUGUCAAAAUGAUGAAAUGAAGGUGAAGUCCCUAAUCGAGAACGAAGAGACCAUCCAGAGGGAUAAUCAAAACGCCCCCGAAAAGGCAAUCCAACAGGAUGAAGGCGAAAAAUGCGUCAGCAAAAAGUUUAGUAAGGAAGACUAUUACAGACAAUUUGAAUUGAUAUGCAAAAACAGCAACAUCAUAAUAGAGAAAAUAAACCAAGUGCAGGACAUCUCCCCCUUUGUCCAGAAACACACAUCAUCCCUAAAUUUUGGAAACAUCUACGCGUACAAUAAUUUACUUUACGAAAUUUAUGACAAGUUUGUAGAUGGGGACAUUAAGAAGGUGAAAAAACUGAUAAAAAAUUAUAGCAAGUUGGUAAAGAAGAAUCUUCAACGAAAAAUAAAAUACUUUGAGGCGUUUCACAAAAUGUGUCCAGAGGAGUACAACCAUGUGCUGACAUGCUUAUUUAUUCAGUCGAUUGAUAUAUUAAAGGAUGAAGAUAUUAGCCACACGUUUAAUUAUGACCAGGUUAUAUGUACCAGUAGGGAUACUGAGGGGGGGAUAGCAGAGCUCCCUGGGGGGGAAGAAGAAGAACAAGAAGCCUUCACAAAUUUGGAAAGAAAUGUUGACAAGGGAGAGGCGGGGGAUGGCACGGCAUUCUGCGUGGAGAAUGGCAACAGGGACGACAAAACGGUUGGUAACGAGGGUGGAAAUGCUGACCAAAAGGAAACGGGGGGGAAGAAGCCCCCACGCGCACAUUACCAACAGAGACAAUUCACCCCCAGUAACAAAAUUGUUUACGAAAUGGAUGUGCACUUCGAUGAGGGAGAAGCGGAAAAAAUCACCUCUCCUGUCGAAGCAAACCUCCCGAAUGACGUGGAUGAAGCAACCACCCCGCACAGCAUUAACGAAAACAACUUCAUCAUUGUAUACAACCUUCCCAUAAUCAACUACAACCUGCUAAGAGCGGAAUUGAAGGAAGCCUUCUCCUUUUGUGGCGAAAUAAAGAGCAUGGAAUUUUUCAGUGAUCGCCUUAAAACGGUAGACAUAAACGCACUAAAUGAUGAAGCAGAAAUGGAAAGUUCGCAAAAUGUACGAUCUGCUAAGAGUAAGAAGAAUGGAAGCACCCGCAGUGGAAACGCAAAGGGGGGGAAGAGCAACCAACCUAGAUGCACUAAUGGGAACAAAAUUCAAAAUUCAUUUAACUUGAAUAGCUACACACAGCUGUACGCCAUUAUAGAAUUUUUUGACGAAAAAUCUGCAAACCUAGCCACUAGCGAGUUUUUGAGAAUCUUUGGCAUUUUUUGUUUUAACAAAUUAGUGUAUGUAGAUAAAUGUGUAAAUAAAAACAUCAUGAUCAUAACGCACCUUCCCUUUCACUUGAACAUUUACAAUAUAUUUUACUUGCUAUUAAAUGCGUCCCUCCUCAAAUUGGAUGUAUUAAAUGCAGGGGGAGAAGGGAAAGCUGCUCCCGAAUUAAGCGUCUCCAAGGGUGGGAACUGCGCUCAGGAGGAUCAGGCACUCGGCCAAAGUAACCACCUAGGAGUAACAUCAGAUGAUAACAAACCAAUAUCUGAUAGGAACAGAAGGAGAAGGUGUGAAAUUUCCCUCCGAAACAGCAACAUCCGUAUUGAAAGCUGCGAUUCGAUUUUUAGUGAGGCACCUAGAAUGAGCAGCCAAAAUGUGUACGAUUAUAUAUGCGAAAUUUCUAAAAAGAACUUUCUACAGUUUAAGAAAAAAAAAAACAUAAAAUUGGAAGCAUGGACAAAUGAUGAUGACAGUGGCACGGAAGGAAAGAACAAUAACUUCGAGUCAUUUGCCGAUUUUUAUCAAAAUCAAAAUAAAAAAAUGAAGACGAAAAAAGUGAAUGUCCAUAACAAUGGAAGAAUUUUAAUUCUCCACUUUGACAGCUUUAAAUAUAUGUAUGAUUGCUUGAAAAAAUUUAAACAUAUUUUCGGCAAAAAAAACCAUAUGAUUUUUUCAGUCAAUUUGAGGAGGUGCAUUUAUCGGAAUGGCGCAAUCAGGGACUGUGUGCAGGUUAAGGAUGGCAGGAUUGGGAGGGGCCUUAACGUGGAGGCCAAGUCGUCAGCAGGAUGA
This is a messenger RNA of Plasmodium coatneyi, 2739 nucleotides long. RefSeq lists its product as uncharacterized. Lineage: Eukaryota; Apicomplexa; Aconoidasida; Haemosporida; Plasmodiidae. The record is from RefSeq and is a predicted model, not a curated record. The coding region runs from base 1 to 2739 and encodes 912 amino acids. The transcript has 2 exons.